Molecule: messenger RNA, 1317 nt
Organism: Hyphopichia burtonii NRRL Y-1933
Lineage: Eukaryota; Fungi; Ascomycota; Pichiomycetes; Serinales; Debaryomycetaceae
Gene: RCH1
Product: Rch1p
Exons: 1
Coding region: 1-1317 (438 amino acids)
Cellular component (GO): plasma membrane
Source: RefSeq, a predicted model, not a curated record
AUGAGUGAUAGCGAAGCCAGUGGCAAGGCCAAGGUGUACGUGUGGAUGCGUCGGAUAGCAUCGUUUUUAAUCAACCAGUGGUUUUUCAUACUAUUGGGGGUAUUUGUUGCUUUAGCCCAUCUGUAUCCAGAGUUUGCCAAACAAGGAGGAACCAUUAGAGCAGAGUAUUCUAUAGGGUAUGGUGCCGUGGCGGUGAUUUUCUUGAUCUCCGGGUUGUCGAUGCUGUCGAAAGACUUGAUGAAGAAUACAUUCCAUUGGAGAGCACAUUUUACGGUAUUGACUAGUUCGUUUUUAAUCACGUCGGCCAUUAUAUUCGGAAUCUGUUGUGGGAUCAAAGCCAGUCAUGACCAGGCUAUAGAUGAUUGGUUAUUGGUGGGACUUAUUGUUACCCAUAGCUGUCCAACCACUGUUAGUUCCAAUGUUGUAAUGACAAAGCAAGCCCAUGGGAAUGAUAUCUUGACCCUAUGUGAAGUUUUCAUUGGGAAUGUUUUGGGUGCUUUUAUUACCCCGGCGUUGGUUCAGAUGUAUUUGAGAGGAGUGUGGGAAUUCGGGAACCCGACCCAUCAAGAACUGGGCGAUAGCUCCAUGACUGAAUUAUACGGAGAAGUCAUGAAGCAAAUUGGAUUAUCGGUGUUUGUACCGUUAUUUGUGGGACAAGUGGUUCAAAAUAUAUUUCCUAAACAAACCAAAUGGUCCUUGACCACGUUCAAAUUGAAUAAAGUGGGUUCGUUCAUGUUACUUUUAAUCAUGUUCCAAUCAUUUUCAACUGCUUUCGCCCAGGAUGCCUUUACUUCGGUUAGCCAUGUCAGUAUAAUUUUUUUGGUGUUUUUCAAUAUUGGAAUUUAUCUUUUUUUCACCGUGUUGACCUACGCCUAUUCCAGACCUUAUUGGAUUCUAUUGAUCUUUGAUACUCCGCCAGAACAAUCGAACUCCAGAUUAUAUCGCUGGUGCUACAAAUUCUUCACGCCCUUUUACUACAAUCGAAGAGAUACCGUGGCCAUGAUGUUAUGUGGGCCGGCCAAAACCGCCGCUCUAGGGGUUUCUUUAGUCAGUUCCCAAUACGGCUCUCAUAGUAAGUAUCUAGGUAAACUAUUGGUUCCGCUUGUAUUAUACCAAGCUGAACAGGUGAUGACGGCACAAAUCUUGGUAAAAUUCAUGAAGAAAUGGGUUUAUGCUGACCCAAACCUAAAGCAGGACAUUGAAACCCCAACUGAGGAACCCGAAACCCCCAAUCACGAACCAGAAAGCUCAAAUGAAACCAGUUCGCGCGAACCUUUAGAAAGAGACAACCAGAGCUCCCAUUCGUACAAAAGAUAA